AUGGGUCUUCAAAUGUUCCAAUUGCAGAAUAAGGUGAUUGAUCGAAUUGAAGCAUCACCAUGGCAAAUUCGUGAAACAAAUGUUCGACUUGCAAUUGGUUUAGUAGUGCUUUUCUUUUAUUUACUAAUUGGCGCUAUUGUUUUCGUACAAAUUGAAAGUUCAAAUGAGGAAAAUGAUAUGGAAGCAUACCAGGAAUUUCGAACAAAUUGGAAUCGAUUAUUAAAAGAAGCAGGAUUUAAGGAAACCGAUAUUGAUCAAUUAUUUACGGAUAUUCGUAUAAUGGCAUUAAAAGGUAUUUGGACAGAAAAAAAUGUAACAACUGAGCCUAGAUGGACUUUUGGCCAAGCAUUUUUCUUUGUUGGUGCUUUAAUUAGCACAGUUGGUUAUGGACGUGUAUCACCACGUACACGUGAAGGCAAAUUUUUUACGAUAAUUUAUUGUCUGAUUGGCAUACCAAUGACAUUAGCAUUAUUGUCAGCAUUAGUGGUAAGAUUAAAAAAGCCAAGUGUUUGGCUACGAUGUAAACUUAAUACAAGGCUUGGGCAUCUGUUUCAUGACUCACAAAUUCAGGCAUUUCAUCUUACUUUUGUAUGCACGCUAUUACUAUUGUUUGUUUUUAUCAUACCAUCGUAUAUUUUUACGAAAAUUGAAACAGAUUGGGAUUUCUUGGAUGCAUUUUUCUAUUGCUUUGUUUCAUUAACAACUAUCGGUUUGGGUGAAUAUGUACCAGGUGAUCAACCUGAUCAACAAUUUAGGACUUUUUAUAAAAUUGUUGUGACAGUUUAUUUGAUAUUUGGCCUAUCAUGUAUGAUGUUAUUCCUUGCAACACUGUACGAUGUACAACAAUUAAAUUUGAGUCGUUUCUUUUUAACACGCGACAAUGGAUACAUCAAUCCAUCUUACGACGAUCACUGUGAAACAUUUUCAAUUACCAAUCAAAAUUAUGGUGUAACAAGAAACUAUACACGUCAUGUUAAUGAAUCACCGGUGACAACAUUCGAAACAGGCGGCUUUUAUCAAAGCGAAUGA
Molecule: messenger RNA, 1029 nt
Organism: Brugia malayi
Lineage: Eukaryota; Metazoa; Nematoda; Chromadorea; Rhabditida; Onchocercidae
Gene: Bma-twk-46
Exons: 8
Coding region: 1-1029 (342 amino acids)
Biological process (GO): potassium ion transmembrane transport; stabilization of membrane potential
Cellular component (GO): membrane
Molecular function (GO): potassium ion leak channel activity
Source: RefSeq, a predicted model, not a curated record